GGUCAGAACUCCCGUCUUCACAACAUGAAACACAGGAAGAACUGAAAAUCAAUGACUUUUUUGGACUCAUCAGAAAACUGAAGUCAUAGAUGUCUCCCCAAAUCUGCAGAGACCUGCUAACACAGUUACAGCCAAGAGCUGCUUACCUGGGGCAGAAACCACUGGGGCCAAGAACUAGCAGGAGCUCUUGAUACUGAUUUGGAUGAAAUGCUGGAAGCGGAGUGUGGACAGCGUUUGAGUGAGAAUCUCUGGGGCUGCAGGCUUGGGGGUCCCACUUUUGUGGAAUCGACAUUUAGGAACCCAAGUUCUCACCAUGAAACGCCAAGAAAAAGAUCACCUCGCUCUGCAGGGGGAGAGGAAGGGAACUGUUCUGCGACACACCCAGAGCAUCUCUCAAACAACACAGUGAGAAUGGCUCUCCAGGGUGUGGUCUCACCUGGGGCAGGGCACUGCCCACACCAGCCUUGCCGUCUCACCAAGGGGGGAAAGAAAAGGAGAAACAUGUGCAAGGGGCACCGCCCACAAAAGGCUGAAAUGGAAUCACAAGAUCAGACUGCUUCUUCCCCCAGCCUCAUACCUGGACCUCAACAGGAAAGGCGGAAGCUCUCAGGGAACCCCUAAGGACAGCGGGGCAGACAGAACAUGAGGACAUGAGAGGGAUUUGAAGCCCCCAGGAUCUGGUCACAGCAGAGAUCAGACACAGCCCAAAGAGAGCCAGGUCAGCAUGACACCUCAAGCUAAAGGCCUGUUUGCCUCCGUUUCUCUUAUCUGAUACACGUCUACCCUUCAAAGAAACUACAAGACAGGCUUAAAGGCAGAAGAAACAUAGUCUUAUGAACCCUCACCUAGCAUAAGGACCUGACUCAGACAUGGCAGGGACUUUGGAAUGAUCAGACUUGGAACUUAAAAUAACCAUGAUUAACAUGCUCUAAUGGACAAAGUGGACAACAUGCAAGAGCAGAUGAGUUAUAUAAGUGGAGAGGAAAUGCUGAAAAUCAAACCUACAGUCACAGAAAUGAAGAAAGCCACUGACGGAUGGGGGAAGCAGCAGUGAAUCUGCAGAAAACACGCCAACAGGAAACUUCCAAACAAAAUGCAAAGAGGAAACAGAAAAAAGAAAAGACUAACAGAGAGUCACAAAGGUGAUAUACAUGCACAAUGGAAAUAAAAGGAGACAACAGGGAAGACACGUGUAUAGCUGAGAAUUUUUCAAAAUUAACAGCAGACUGUACCACAGAUGCAGGAAGCUCAGGGAACAUCAAGUAUGAUAAAUACCAAAAAAUCUACACCUCAGCACAUCAUAUUCAAAGUGCAGAAGACCAAAGACAAUGAAUCUUGAAAGAAGCCAGAGGAAAAAGAACCUUUUUUACAGUGCAAAAAGGGUAAGGACUACAGUGGGCUUCUCACUAGAAGUCAUGCAAGCAGAGUAGCUCCUAUGUCCAGUGAAGCCAUCCUUCAAAAGGAGGUGAAAUAAAGACUCUUCCAAAUAAAAGCUGAUGGAGUUCUUUGCCAGCAGACAUGCCCUGCAAGAAAUAUCAAAAGAAGUUCUUCAAGGAGAAGGAAAAUAAUACAUGUCAGAAACUCAAAUCUUUAUAAAGAGCAUCAGAGCCCCGGUCCACCGCACCACGGCCGGCCGGAGCUGGGGGCAGGUGGUGGGUGGGUGCGGAGGCCUGCAGGGAGAAGUGGGGGUGGGAUGGAGGAUUCCAGGGAAGGGCAGGUUUGCUGCCUUCCCCUCCGGCGGCCUCUGGAGGGCCAGGUGGAGGUAUAGCACUUUGGACCAGGUCUUGUUCUCAGCUUGCAGUACUUAAAUGGGUUAGGAAGGAAAAGAUAAACACCAUAACCAAGAGUAUAAAAUGCUCCUUCAGCUGAAUCUUACAGCAUCAUAUUUUCAUCAUUUACCUGAGGAUAAUAAAAUCAGCAGAUAAGUCUCCCUUCCACAGAUGUUGGAGGUGCAUCACUGUACUGCAAGUCAAUCAAUACAGUAAUUUAAGUCACUUCAACUAUAAUGGAAAAGUAUGAAAAAUCAGCUAAGAUUGGAGAAGGGUCUUAUGGGGUUGUAUUCAAAUGCAGAAACAAAACGUCUGGACAAGUGGUAGCUAUUAAAAAAUGUGUGGAAUCUGAAGAUGAUUCUGCUGUUAGGAAAAUAGCACUGAGAGAAAUAUGUAUGUUGAAGCAAUUAAAACACCCAAACAUUGUGAACCUCAUUGAGGUGUUCAAGAGAAAAAGGAAAAUGCAUUUAGUUUUUGAAUACUGUGAUCAUACACUUUUAAACGAGCUGGAAAGAAACCCAAAUGGAGUGGCCAAUGGAGUGAUAAAAAGUAUCUUAUGGCAAACACUUCAAGCUCUUAAUUUCUGUCAUAAACAUAACUGUAUUCACAGAGAUGUAAAACCUGAAAAUAUUCUGAUAACUAAGCAAGGAAUAAUCAAGAUCUAUAACUUUGGGUUUGCACAAAUUCUGAUUCUAGGAGAUGCGUACACUGAUUACGUGGCUACGAGAUGGUACCGAGGUCCUGAACUUGUGGGAGACACUCAAUAUAGUUCUUUGGUAGAUGUAUGGGCUACUGGUUGUGUUUUUGCAGAGCUUCUGACAGGCCAGCCACUCUGGCCUGGAAAAUCAGAUGUGGACCAACUUUAUCUGAUAAUCAGAACACUAGGAAAACUAAUCCCAAGACACCAAUCUAUCUUUACAAGCAACCAAUUUUUCCAAGGCAUCAGUAUUCCUGAACCAGAAGACAUGGAAACUCCUGAAGAAAAGUUCUCAGGUAUGCAUCCUGUGGCUUUGAGUCUCAUGAAGGUGUGUCUGAAGAUGCAUCCAGAUGACAGACUAACCUGUGCGCACCUCCUGCAGAGCCCCUACUUUGAUUCCUUUUGAGGGGACCAAAUUAAAAGAAAAGCACACCAUGAAGGAACAAACAGAAGACGUCAGCAGGUACCUCCAUUCAAAAGCUAA
Messenger RNA from Manis javanica (Malayan pangolin), 2950 nucleotides. Lineage: Eukaryota; Metazoa; Chordata; Mammalia; Pholidota; Manidae. The record is from RefSeq and is a predicted model, not a curated record.